Cucurbita pepo subsp. pepo (vegetable marrow) is the source of this 1071-nucleotide messenger RNA. Its product is annotated as S-adenosyl-L-methionine-dependent methyltransferases superfamily protein. Lineage: Eukaryota; Viridiplantae; Streptophyta; Magnoliopsida; Cucurbitales; Cucurbitaceae. The record is from RefSeq and is a predicted model, not a curated record.
UGGUCUUCCCAUUUUUUUUUGGAUGGAUCCUUCUUCUCCGUGGCCCAUCUGCAGAAACCGACUAGAUCCUCCUUACAAUCAAAAGCCCAAAUCAUGAGGGUCGAAGGCCUCAUACGAUGAUCUUGAGAAGAAACCAAGUAGAGGGCUGUGUAACUUUCACUGCGUAGAGGUAGUGAUUCCAAUUCCGACAUGAAGUUCACAGAUUCUCCGGUAAUAGACCUUCCGGUGGGCGGCGCCGCCCUUUCCUUUCAGCAGGACAACGGUUCAAUGCACGUCGGCACCUCCGUCUGGCCCUGUUCUCUUGUCCUCGUCAAAUUCAUCGAUCGAUGGGCCUCAAUUACCCCCACAGAAAACCCUUACUCUUCUCUCCUCGAUUUCCGAGGCAAACGCGCCGUCGAGAUCGGCUGUGGAUGCGGUGUCGCCGGAAUGGGCCUCUACCUCCUAGGUCUCACCGACAUACUUCUCACCGAUAUUUCUCCGGUGAUGCCAGCCCUCAAACAUAACAUUAAACGGAACAAGCCGAUCCUCAAAAAAGCCCUAAAACACUCUGUUCUUUACUGGAACAACCCUGCUCAAAUCGCCGCCCUUAAUCCGCCGUUCGAUUUCGUCAUUGCUACUGAUGUCGUUUACAUUGAGGAAACGGUUGGCCCACUCAUUUCCACCAUGGAGGCGCUGAUUGGGAACGACGGUGUCGUUCUGUUGGGAUACCAAUUGAGGUCGCCGGAAUCGGAUAAACUGUUCUGGGAAAUGUGUGAUAAGGCUUUUCAAAUUGAAAAGAUUCCACAUGAAGAUUUGCACCCAGAAUUUGCCUAUGAGGAGGCUGAUGUUUAUGUUCUGAGGAAGAAAAAGGAGGAAACGGCAUCGGGGAGCUGAUGGGUUCGUGAAAUGGAGGAUCGUAAAACUAUGGUGUCUUGAUAAAAUUUUGUGUUUGAAGAACGGUGCACUUUUGAGCGAAAUUGAGAGUCUGACUAUCGAAGUGGAUAAUAUUGUAUUAUUAUGAAGAGUUUUACGUUGUUCUUGACACUACUAGAAGAAAGUUAUCUCUGAGAUCUCACAUCGGUCGGAGAUAGG